Leptinotarsa decemlineata (Colorado potato beetle) is the source of this 3048-nucleotide messenger RNA. RefSeq names its product sickie (gene sick). The record is from RefSeq and is a predicted model, not a curated record. Gene Ontology annotation, biological process: nervous system development; neurogenesis. Lineage: Eukaryota; Metazoa; Arthropoda; Insecta; Coleoptera; Chrysomelidae. Gene Ontology annotation, molecular function: ATP hydrolysis activity; ATP binding; protein binding.
UAUACCGACUGGGCCAACCACUAUCUGGAAAAAUCACGAAGUAAAAAGCGGGUUAGUUCGUUAGCAACUGACUGUAGUGACGGUGUUCUUCUGGCAGAGGUCAUCGAGUCUGUCACUUGUCAAAAAAUCCCUGACAUCAACAGGAAACCGAAAUCUCCAUCACAAAUGUUGGAGAACAUCAACUUAUGUCUAAACGUCCUUCGCAGUCAGCAUGUCGCCGGCGUGGAAGGAGUUUCGGCUCAAGAGUUGCGCGAUGGGAAGCUGAAAGCGAUUCUGGCCCUCUUUUUCGCGCUCUCGCGACACAAACAAGCGGCUAAAGCUAGAGCGCAACAGCAGCUGGGUGAAAUGACGCCCAAUAGAUCAUCGGCAAUACCCCACAAAGGUGGCAGCAGUAUCCCUUUGCCUGGUUCUGCUAUACCUGCUCGAAGAUGUCCUCCAGAUAAAGUGAGACCAGUUGCAAGUAGCAGCAGAAGUUCUAGUCCUGCGCUGUCAAUGAUACCACGAGCACCACCAACGCAAAUCGCCAGCCCUUAUCAAAGCAGCGGACACACUCAAAAAAAUUCUAUGUUAGACAAGCUCAAAUUAUUCAAAAAUAACGAUAAACCAGCUCCAGUAGCCAAUGGUAAAAGAACCAGCAGUUCAAGUGGAGUAUCAUCAGCAAGGAGUGAACGUAGCGAUUCCAGUGUGAGCUUAGAACCUAACUUAGACUUGAAACCGGUACGUAAUACAUCUAGACUGAAACAAACUCGUCCUGGUAAGCCCACUCAGUCGAAAAAUAGCCCAAACUCAACGAAAAAAGAAAUCCCAGUUAAUAAAACCAACAAAACUGCUAUAGAUGUGGAAAAACAUGCACACAAAGUUGCCAAUCUUUCUGCUACUAAACUCACUGAACCAAAAGUUAGAGUUACCAUAAACAAAGAUAGUUCCAUAAAAAGCAAUCAUCUACCUCUCCACCCUCCGGCUGCUCAGCCCUCGCCUGGUACUUGCAUACCGAAGCCCACAGCAGCCGUAAAAGGUACCAGUAAAAUUUCAAGGGAUACCAGUACCCACUCAUUCAAGUUACCCAAUAGUACGGGAGUAUCAAGAGAAAGCUCUCAAGUAUCUUUGAAGCAGCAUAAACCAGCUAUUGCCCUUGUUUCCCCUAUUAAAAAUGAAAAGGAAUCCACCCAACUUUCUGAAAGUAGUCACAGUGCCAGUACUGGUCACCACAGCAAUUCUAGCGAAAGUUCCGUCAUAUACAAACCUUCCAGUGAAAGUGGUUCUGAACACCACAAUGUCAUUCCAAAUAGAAAAGAUCCAGUCACUUAUAUCACUGCGGUUACAGACCAAUCCCCACCUCCACCCGCUCCACAGACUCCAAAGGAGACAAUCAAACAUAUCGAUAAAACGCAAAAUAAUUGCAGUGCUGAUAAAGAAACCAAAAACAUAUCGUAUAAUAACAUAGUUAACGAGAAAUUAGACUUGUCGAAGGAGAUUGAUAAAGUUGCUGAAAACCAUAUCAGAGACAUCAACUUAGAGGAGAAAGAAGAAAAUAAUAUACUUUCUAUUGAACCGAUGAGGCCUUUACUUAGAGGUUACUGUAGCACGUUCACUUUACCUUCGAGGCCAAGACAGUACCAGAGAGUACAACCUGAUGGGGGAUCUGACUAUUGCGAAAUUUCUCUUGCUAACGGAUACAUGUCGGAUGGCGAAAUGUUGAGAAAUACUCAAGCGAUAGAUAUAGGAGAUGGAUAUAUGUCAGAAGGAGGGUCCGUUCUGUAUGCCAGAAGAUUGCAGACGAUGCCAGCUCACAUGUCUAAUGGAACCCACCGUCACCCAAUCGGCCUCACUGUGUUGACAGAGCAAUCGACGAGGAGGGGAGGAUCGCGCGACUCGCCACCUCCCCCUCCAGCACCGCGCGUUACGUCGAAAUCGUCCAGGAACGGCGUUUCCCUACAAGAUUCCAAGCAUAGUCAUCAACAAUGGAAAAGAUACACGGACUCUCCGGGAGUAGGCUCUCCCCCGCCACCUCCACCAGCUCCCACGAGUCCCAAUUCGGGAAGAAGGGAAAGGAGGGCUAGCCCCCACGGAAGUGGGGGCAGCAAGGAAAAGAACAGUAAAGGAGCGAGAGGUGUUCCGCAAAGCUUUGGUUACUUCAAGAGGAACGGGAACGGCCUGAAUGGCAAUGGUAAUGGAACUAGCAAUGGGCAGAACGUGUCAGUAAUCCAAAAUCAAUCAUCGGGGAAAACAGCAGCUGUAUCUGCCGUACCCAGGACCAAAGUAAAAGUUUCAGGAGGAACUCAAACUUGUUCGAGCGAUCUUCAACAAUCUCAUAAGGCCAGUCCGCCGCAGUUCAAGAGUUACUCCCUAACAGGCAACACUGCUAACCAGCUUAGUCAGUCAGUUAGGGAGCGGUUGAUGAUGGGCUCGCAAAGUCUUCCGAAAGGUGCUGGACACCAAGACUAUGGUCUUGUUAUGAGGCAGGGCCGACCGAAAGCAAGUGAUGGUUCAUUAUCUGAUACGCAAGCUAUCGAUAAUACCAGUCCAUAUGCGCCUUGGCUUCGACACAGCAAUACGUAUUCAGUUGCACCAAGAUUGUCAGAAACGGAUAGCAUGGAAUCAUUGUCUAGCCUUCCAGGACACAGAAGUAGUCUGACACAUGCACGUCUUUUGAGGGAUUCAUCUUCAAGACUGAGUAGGAGUAACAGCAUAAGAUCAACCAAAUCAGAGAAAUUGUAUCCCUCCAUGUUACAUAGAAAUAAUGAACCUGAAGCAGAACCUUACUAUUGCCUUCCUAUAGGGAGUCUGAGUCACUGGUCCCAGCCUACGAGUCCCGCACCAGGAACCGCCCGAACGUUUCCACUUUCUCCAACCCAUUCAAGUACCCCUAGGCAUAGCAUACCUAAAAAUGAUGAUAUACAUGGAUCUUCCAUAAGCUUGGUUUCAACGGCGUCUAGUCUUUAUUCUUCUGCAGAAGAAAAACAGGCACAUGAAAUCCGAAAACUCAGGAGGGAAUUAAACGAAGCUCAAGAAAAAGUUCAUACUCUUACAUCGCAACUCAGCACAAAC